Molecule: messenger RNA, 1308 nt
Organism: Fusarium vanettenii 77-13-4
Lineage: Eukaryota; Fungi; Ascomycota; Sordariomycetes; Hypocreales; Nectriaceae
Exons: 3
Coding region: 1-1308 (435 amino acids)
Molecular function (GO): saccharopine oxidase activity; flavin adenine dinucleotide binding; sarcosine oxidase activity
Source: RefSeq, a predicted model, not a curated record
AUGGCUGCUACUUCUCCCUCCCUCCUCAUUAUAGGAGCCGGCAACUUUGGUGCCGCUACCGCUCUGUCCCUCCUCAGAAAGGACGCCAACGCCAAGGUCACCAUUGUCGACACGGCAGAAUAUCCCAACCCCAGAGCAGCCUCGCAUGAUAUCAACAAGAUCGUCCGCGAUGACUACCCAGACAAGCUGUACAUGCGGCUGCUGAAGAAGGCCAUGCCCCUCUGGCGGCAGGACGAUCUAUACAAGACGUGGUAUCACGAGGUGGGCAUGCUCCGGGCCGAUGCUACCUCUUUUGGCGAGGACAGCAUUGCCUCUUACCGCGACAUGGGCAUCUCCAACGAGUCCGAGAUGCUGCCCGUGGACGAGGUGCGCCGCCGCUGGAACGGUGCCUUUGCGACUGCCGACUUCAAGGGCGUGGACCGGAUCCUUUGGAACCCUAGCGUGGGAUUCGCCGAGGCUGACAAGGCGCUCGGCGCGGUUGUCCAGGCCGCCGUGGACCUGGGAGCCGAGUACGUCGUGGGCGAGAUGGCCAAGCUCGAGCUCGGAGCCGGGGGCCAAUGCACAGGCGUCGUGCUCAGCGACGGCAAGACGCUUCGGGCAGACCAAGUGCUCAUGUGCACAGGCGCGCGGACGGCACCGCUCCUUGCGCAAAGCGCGCCGGAUCGACCGCAGCUCCACGCUGGCGACAGGCUGUUGGCCACAGGCGCCGUAAGCUUCUACGCGAAGCUGCACGGAGCGCAAAAGGACAAGUUCUCUACGAUUCCCGUGCUCAAGAACUGCUUGCCGCAGGUGAAGGGCGAGGGUAUGUCGAUACUCGAUGACGGCACUAUCAAGUUCAACUGCGACCUAUGCUUUACAAACUACCAAGUCUUCCCCGCGACGGGCGAGGCAAUGUCGGUGGUGCCCGACCAGUCCAUGUACAACACGUGGACGGGCCCUCGCUUCCUCAAGUUCUUUGAAGAUCGUGCGCGGCGGACCUUUGAUGGGCUCUACGGCAAGGAGGUCGAGGAUAUCAAGAUUGAGGCCUACCGGAUGUGUUGGGACGCAUCUACGCCGACGCACGACUUUCUCAUCUCGCCGCACCCGCACUGCGACAACCUGUAUCUGGCCACAGGCGGCUCGUUCCACGGAUGGAAGUUCUUGCCCGUCAUCGGUGACUACGUCGUCGACAUGCUGCAGGGAACCCUGGACAGCGACUUUGCCGACCGGUGGGCCUGGGACAAGAAGGGCGGCGACGGACACUCGGCGAAUCCCACGUACCAGAUUGUCGGGGACCUGCAGGACUGGACCCGCGGAUGGGCUAACUAA